AUGAAUCCAUCAAUUCCUGAAGAAAUAGUCAUUCAAAUAUUCACAUGGCUUCCUGUCAAAUCACUAAUGCAUUUCAAGUGCGUUACUAAAUUCUUUAAUUCUCUUGUUUUUGAAUCAUAUUUUACGGAUAUCCAUACAUCUCAAUCUAUGAUCCGUCAGAGUGAAACAAAAUACUUCUUGGACAGAAGGGAAGUUUAUGAAUUUGGAGAUGGAAAAAUCUCUGCUUCCAGCCUUUGGAGUUUUGAUGAAUUCCCCUUCUAUAUCCCUGUAGGUUCUGAUAUCAGUUGCGUUAACGGUUUAUUUUGCAUUCAGAAACCUGCUGCAAUUUUAAACCUAAGUACAGGAGAAGUAAGAUAUCUUCCCAAACUAAAUGAUGAUCAGUCUCUCCUUUACUAUUGGUUAGGUUUUGAGCCAGAAGAAAACAAGUAUAAAGUUCUUUUGACACGAGAUGGUCGCGGAUUGUACAUAAAACAAUGUGUUUUCACAUUAGGCAUAGACAAAUCAUGGAGAAAUACUCAAAGGAUUCCCAGAUCUGUUAUGUACAAGCCCGGGGUUUGCAUCAAUGGAGUUAUCUAUAGGUUUGUUUACCAUGGAGAAACACUUGCUUUAGAUGCAUUUGAUCUUAAAACUGAUUUCAAACUUAUUGUAUUGAAGAAUUCAUCUAAGUGGUGGUAUUACGAGUUGAUAGAGGUGAAGGGUAAGCUAGCAAUCAUUAAUUGUCCAAAAUGGUCAUGUGAAUAUUUCCACUUGCGGGUUUUAGGACAAAUUCAAAAAGAAGAAGAAUGGGAGAGUCAUAUCAUUCACUAUCCUUCAAUGUGGAAGCACAUACCACCAAAAAUCAUACCCCAAAUCAUAUUAUCAUGCAUGUUUUGUGAUGGGCAGAUUUUAUUCAUCCUCAACUUAGAGUCGGGUGCUUUAUGCUCGUGUUACGAUAUCACAAGACAAAGUUGGAGAAAAUUAGAAAUAAAGGGGCUUCCUACGAACCACCGCAUCAGCGGCAUUCAUAGUUACAUAGAAAGACUAGUUAUGUAG
Solanum verrucosum is the source of this 1032-nucleotide messenger RNA. Its product is annotated as F-box protein DOR-like. Lineage: Eukaryota; Viridiplantae; Streptophyta; Magnoliopsida; Solanales; Solanaceae. Gene Ontology annotation, molecular function: protein binding. The record is from RefSeq and is a predicted model, not a curated record.